AUUAGUUUUCUCACGCAGUUUUCACAAGUUCACAGUAUUUAUGUUGUAAUAGAGCAUCAGAAACACUGUAUCUUGUUCGAAGUAAAGCAGAGCUUUUGCAGUGUUCAGGUUACAAAACUACGUAACAGAAUGAAUCUUCCAAUGUUAACCAUCUCUCUCCUGUGUCUGUUUUGUUUUAUUCUUGGAGCUGAACUGAACAAGAGAGACCAAACUAGCACUGAACUGAAGGACAUACAGAAAAAGCUAGUCGGGGAGGCAGUCGCAUUUGAUGAAGCAAACGUUGGUGCGCUCGAGAAAAAUAAGAAAGAUUUGGUGACGACCUUAAGAUAUAUGGUUUCUGCCUUUUGUCUGGCCUUGAAUAUAGUCACCGGAAGAAGCGUGCGCAGUGGUCAGGAUUUAAACAAUGAACUGGACACUCGUGGCGAGAAAAGAGUUGUGCCAAUUAUUAUUAUAGGAAAGGUGCUUUGCGCGGCGAACACAGUUAACAAUGUCUACAAUGCUGCCAAAAGUUUUUGCAGACAGCUGAAUGGUAAAAGAGAGACAGAGUACAUAAGCGAGCUUGUGGAAAGAGAGGAACUCUCUCGUGAAGAAGAUAGAAGAGAUACGCUGUCAGACCAUGCAAGAAAUAUUUGCUCGUGGUUGCAGAGUAACGGGAUUUUGAGAGACACUGAGAAUCAGCAAGAGCCACUCGCUGAAAACUAUAUUGAAAGACGGGAAUCGGGUGAGACCCAGUACAUAUGAACCAAUUAGAUUCUCAAAUUCACAUCCCAGAAGAAAAUGUUUGU
This is a messenger RNA of Biomphalaria glabrata, 785 nucleotides long. RefSeq lists its product as uncharacterized. NCBI's taxonomy places the organism in Eukaryota, Metazoa, Mollusca, Gastropoda, Planorbidae. The record is from RefSeq and is a predicted model, not a curated record. The transcript is spliced from 3 exons. Bases 130 to 741 code for a protein of 203 amino acids.